This is a messenger RNA of Lethenteron reissneri (Far Eastern brook lamprey), 787 nucleotides long. RefSeq lists its product as uncharacterized. The record is from RefSeq and is a predicted model, not a curated record. NCBI's taxonomy places the organism in Eukaryota, Metazoa, Chordata, Hyperoartia, Petromyzontiformes, Petromyzontidae.
GAGUCAAAUCUUCCCACUUCCAAUUUCCUUUCUCAUUCGGUAAAGGGAAGAGAUCGAUGCUGUACAAUCGCCUCAACAACACUUCGUGAUGUCGUCGCUGCUCUUUGCUCGCGCGUGUGCGCCAGGCGAUGUUGACAGACCACGCGCCGUCUCGCAACAUCACUCGAUUCCUGAAGAAGCUGCCAGCGUGUUCAGCAGAAAGUCAGACAUCGUGCCGAGCGGCGUUCGGCACAACCUCCAGAAGCACUCACCGGCGGAGAUCUGCCCCUCACGUAUGACAAGAUCCACCGAAGCCCCCGCUGAGUGCAGGAGACGAACUCCACAUCCGGGGCCGAGGGAGACGGGCUGCGUCCAAAGGGCGUCUGCAGAUCGCUGCCGGAAAUACGAAGACGAACGAGAGGGCCGUCGAGGGUGCCGUCUGAAGAUGGCGGAGGAACUGGGGCAAGGGUUACGGAAGGCCUCAUCGGGAAGCCCCUGGAACCUGCGAGUGGGUUCCAGAAGGGAGGCGAGGUCAGGGAGAACGAGAGCUCCGGGCUGCCGGUUCUGGGAGUGGACUCGUCUCACCGUCGCUGUCGUCGUCUUCGCCGCCUUCGUCGCUGCCGCCUUCACCCGAUCAUUGCGCGGCCGGACAGUUGGUGGCUGUCUCGGUUGUGUAUGGGCUGGGCAGGAGGCGAGCGCUGUGUGUGAACUGCCCAAGAGUGUUUCAAUAAAGAAGGUGCCUUCUGCAACUACCUCGUCUCCGACUUGGCCCCCCGCGUGCUGCCGCAGCGCCACCGCGGUGUCCUGA